Molecule: messenger RNA, 2229 nt
Organism: Pseudovirgaria hyperparasitica
Lineage: Eukaryota; Fungi; Ascomycota; Dothideomycetes; Acrospermales; Acrospermaceae
Product: UTP-glucose-1-phosphate uridylyltransferas-like protein
Exons: 3
Coding region: 453-2033 (526 amino acids)
Biological process (GO): UDP-alpha-D-glucose metabolic process; glycogen metabolic process
Cellular component (GO): cytoplasm
Molecular function (GO): UTP:glucose-1-phosphate uridylyltransferase activity
Source: RefSeq, a predicted model, not a curated record
AAGUCAAUCCCCAAUCCUGCCAUCUGCUAUCUAUCAAUCAAUCAUCAAAUGUUUGUUGUGCAGGGGCUGCAGUAGAGCUGGUUUGAUAUAUACUACGAGUAGUAUAUACAUAUAAGACUGCCCCAAAUCCUGCUAUUCAUUUCCUCUCCUCUCUUGCUCUCGUCUCUCCCUUGACAAGCACCUCAAUUGCUUGUGCUGUGCUGUGCUGUGCUCUGCUGUGCCAGCUAUCUAUCUGAUCGACAGGCCGACUCUGCAAAUCCUUCCCACUGCACUCACCGCCGUCUACUGUUUUGCCCCUCAUCAAUUUUCACUACUACUACUACCUUACCUGCCGCUACUACCACCUGCAACACCUCAUUUCUCCCUCUUUUCCCCACCUUUCUUCUUCUCCUCCUCCUUCUUCCUCCUCCUGAAACACCAAUCUUCCUCUUACCACAAUCCAUUCUACAAUCAUGGCCUCCAAGCUCACUGCUCUCCCUUCACACCUGAAGCCCAGCGAUGCUGCCGGCAACGGCGGCGAAGCUGAUGGCUUUGCCAGGAAACACCAUGGCAAGACUCAAUCGCACGUUGCCUUUGAAAACACCUCCACCUCAGUCGCCGCAUCCCAGAUGCGCAAUGCCCUCAACCAGCUCAGCGACACAGUCCAAGACCCAGCAGAGAAGAAGAGGUUUGAGACUGAAAUGGACAACUUCUUCGCUCUCUUCCGGAGAUACUUGAACGACAAGGCCAAGGGCAACGCCAUCGAAUGGUCUCGCAUUGCGCCCCCAAAGCCAGAGCAGGUCGUCGACUACGCCGACCUCGCCAACUCAGAGUCCGUCGCCUUCCUCAACAAGCUGGCCGUCGUCAAGCUGAAUGGUGGCCUCGGUACCUCGAUGGGCUGUGUCGGUCCCAAGUCCGUCAUCGAGGUCCGCGAUGGCAUGUCCUUCUUGGAUCUUUCCGUUCGCCAGAUCGAGUACCUCAACAGGACAUAUGACGUCAACGUGCCCUUUGUCCUCAUGAACUCCUUCAACACCGACGCCGACACUGCCAACAUCAUCAAGAAGUACGAAGGCCACAACAUUGACAUUAUGACCUUCAACCAGUCCAAGUACCCACGCGUGCUCAAGGACUCCCUCCUGCCCGCGCCAAAGUCGGCCCAGUCUGACAUCUCGAACUGGUACCCACCAGGCCACGGUGACGUCUUUGAGUCGCUCUACAACUCGGGCAUUCUCGACAAGCUGCUCGAAAAGGGCGUCGAGAUCAUCUUCCUGUCCAACGCCGACAACCUGGGCGCCGUCGUGGAUCUCCGCAUUCUUCAGCACAUGGUUGACACCAAGUCCGAGUACAUUAUGGAGCUGACCGACAAGACCAAGGCCGAUGUCAAGGGUGGUACCAUUAUCGACUACGAGGGGUCCGUCCGUCUGCUCGAAAUUGCCCAGGUCCCCAAGGAGCACGUCAACGAGUUCAAGUCGAUCAAGAAGUUCAAGUACUUCAACACGAACAACAUCUGGCUGAACCUGCGCGCCGUCAAGCGCGUUGUUGAGAACAACGAGCUCUCCAUGGAGAUCAUCCCCAACGGAAAGUCGAUCCCUGCCGACAAGAAGGGUGAGGCGGACCUGUCCGUCCUGCAACUCGAGACGGCCGUCGGUGCGGCCAUUCGUCACUUCUCCAACGCUCACGGUGUCAAUGUCCCGCGUCGCCGCUUCUUGCCGGUCAAGACGUGCUCGGACCUCAUGCUUGUCAAGUCUGAUCUCUACACCCUCCAGCACGGCCAACUGGUCAUCGACCCCAACCGAUUCGGCCCGGCUCCCCUCAUCAAGCUUGGCAGCGACUUUAAGAAAGUCUCGAGCUUCCAGUCGCGCAUCCCCAGCAUACCCAAGAUUGUCGAGCUUGACCAUCUCACCAUCACCGGUGCCGUCAACCUCGGCCGUGGCGUCGUGCUGAAGGGAACCGUCAUCAUUGUUGCGAGCGAGGGCAGCACCAUUGACGUUCCACCCGGCUCCAUUCUUGAGAAUGUCGUUGUGCAAGGUUCGCUCAGGCUGUUGGAGCACUAGAGAGGGCAGCUGUGCGCAUACGUGCCGGAGUCUCGACAUGUGUUAUUGUCAAUCCUAUCAUGAUGUUACGUACACAGGAAAGGUAGUAUGCCUUAGCCGGAUGAUGAUAUAUAUCGGACUGCAUUGUAAUAGAAUUAUACCUACCCUUUUUUCCACACACAAAAUGAAUCAAGUAAUAGAACAACAUCAUAUCAUC